AUGGUGUCGGCGGAGACGAUCGGAUCAAUAUUCAUUAAAGUUUUCAAACUGGUUUUGAACAUCGUCAUCCUCAUCCUGUACCGUACCGGUUAUGGCGGUGACUUCCUCGGUGUGGGCGGCACGUGGAACCUUAACGAGGAGAAAAGUCCCGACGCGGAGAUUGUGGCCUCCGGAGUGUUUGUCGGUUACUUCAUUUACACCUCGGUUCAGCUAAUUACGUUUGCCUUCGGAACGACCAAGUUGAAGCGUGAACUGUCGGAUACGAUAAUGAACGUCGUCGGUACCUUCAUGUGGGUUGCUGUCGGUGGAACUGCCCUCCACUACUGGCACGGCUACCUGUCGGAGUACGAUUUCCAGCACAUUUCCCCGGAACGAACGGCCGGCCUCGCUCUUGGUUCACUUUGCGUCGUCUCCGGUGCGCUCUACCUGGCCGAUUCGGUGCUGGCAUUUAUUCACUAUGCCAAGCAUGAGAACAGCAAAUACUAA
Molecule: messenger RNA, 486 nt
Organism: Sabethes cyaneus
Lineage: Eukaryota; Metazoa; Arthropoda; Insecta; Diptera; Culicidae
Gene: Ssk
Product: protein snakeskin
Exons: 3
Coding region: 1-486 (161 amino acids)
Biological process (GO): septate junction assembly
Source: RefSeq, a predicted model, not a curated record